Molecule: messenger RNA, 1639 nt
Organism: Salvia hispanica
Lineage: Eukaryota; Viridiplantae; Streptophyta; Magnoliopsida; Lamiales; Lamiaceae
Product: F-box protein At4g09920-like
Molecular function (GO): protein binding
Source: RefSeq, a predicted model, not a curated record
UCUUAUUUCUCUCCUCUGCGCUCUCUUCUCCCUCUCCCCCUCAAUUGACGCUCCUCUGCGCCCCCUCGCUGUCCCUCUCUAGGAAUGAUUUACCUUUCCUUAUGUAUAGUCUUUCCUCUUCUAUAAAUUGAAACAUUCACAUAUAUAAUUGUGUAUUAUGUUAAUUAGGUCUUCCUUUUCUCAAUAUACCGAAGCAUAAGCAGAGUUUAGGGAAUUCUCGAAAUUGAUGGAUGGAACCCACUGCAAUACCGACUGCAAUAAGAGGACAAAGAUCAAGCGUGGAUCAGGGUUUAGGGAUGACAGAAUCAGUGAGUUACCUGAUGAGAUCAUAUACAUAAUUCUAUCUUUCCUACCCUUGAGAGAAGCUGCAGCCACUAGCAUUCUUUCUCACCGAUGGCAGCAUUCGUGGAAGCACACUUCUAAUCUCGACUUUUACGACCCAGACGCCAUGUUUACCAAUACCAAAUCAUGGCGUGCUGAUAAGUGCCCCCGUGUCAAAAUGGUUAAUUCGGCUCUUGCAUCACAUCAAGCCCCUUUUAUUAAAGACUUCACAAUUUCGAUUUAUGUACACAAAUCAGCACAUAGCACAAUCUCCAAAUGGCUUGAAUUCGCGCAGUCGAGACAAGUUGAGCGAUUGGAUUUGAACUUCAACUCUAUGAUUAAGAGUGAAAGGUGUGGGGUUGUGUUAGAAGAUUUGGUGCGAGAGAUGAGGCCUAUGAAAUAUCUCAAGGCUCUAUCUCUAACAGCUAUGAAAGUGAGUGGUCAAGACAUCUCCUAUUUCCUCAAAAGUUGUCCCAUGUUGAGGGAACUUAAUAUCACAAGAUCGUCUUUCACAUCUGAUGUUCAUGUCUCCGGCGAUUUGGAGAUUCUUCGGAUACAUAAAUGCACCUUUAGGAAAUUCGUUAUCGAAAUUUCUGCUCCACAUCUUUUUGAAAUUGUUGCUGAUGUUUAUGAAGUUCAUUCCAAAGCAAAACCAGGCGCCCUACGGUUCAGGAAUGUUCCAAGACUUGCCAUAGCAAGUCUUGAAAUGGGAAAUCUAAGAUAUAAUGCGGCCAAUUUUGCUUCAACAGUAUCUUGCUUUACUUCCCAUCUCCACCAUCUCCAAAAACUCGUAUUGUUUAUCUCAUCAAAACCUAAGAUUCAUUUAAGGGAAGAGCUUCCUUAUAUGCCUAAUCUAAAGGAGUUUUACAUUGUAGUUUCGCGUGUCCAUGCGCACCUCUGUCUUGUGCCGGUAACAUCUAUAAUAUCGGCAUGUCCUCAUCUUCAGAUGUUCACAUUCAAGUUUUAUAUGUAUGAAGAUGAUGAAAGAUGCCCAGACAACUAUGAAUAUAAGCAAAUUUAUGGCUAUGAACCAUCGCGUGUUUAUGGAUGCCCACACGAGCGUCUCAGAAUGUUAAAGUUUCAAGGAUCGUGUGCAACCGAUAUCGUCAAAUUGAUGACCUAUAUUUCAGGUCGUUGCGUUGAAUAUCAAAAGAUAAAUACUUGUACUCCAGAUAUGAGUGAGGCUAAGGUACAAGCUCAUAUGUGCCAUAUACAACAACUACAAUCCAAGUUACCUCAUCAAGUUGAAUUCAAGUUUUAUUAAUAUUCAUACAUUUCGAAUUCAAGUUGGAUAAUAUUCAUACACUUUCUUUGCCAA